Messenger RNA from Cooperia oncophora, 525 nucleotides. Lineage: Eukaryota; Metazoa; Nematoda; Chromadorea; Rhabditida; Trichostrongylidae. The record is from the annotation of a GenBank genome assembly.
CUGAUUUUAUUUCAGAACUUCACGUGGUAUCAAAAAGUGGCAAUUCUUCCUCUUUGCGAUGGGAUCGGCAGAGUUCCUAUACAGUAUCCAUGGAAUGAUGGUGGUGUUGUGAUGAAGAACUUGCAAACACUCCAUGAGAUUCCUCUGAUUCUUUCGUCCUGGCCUGGUGAUAACUCCAGCCUUUUCGAGAACUUCAUCAGAGAUAACUUCAAUGCUGACGAUGCGGAUCUUCUAUCUCAGGUGAUGAUUUUGGCAGUCGAUCGUGACAAAGAACGUACGAAGGAAGACAUGCAUAUAUUCGCCAAGUCUAUAUAUGCUAUAAGGCAGACAUCCCAUAACUGGGAGGAAAUGUUAAUCGAUUCAGAGAGGGAAAAUGGGGCUGGGAUUUGUGAAGAUGCCAAAAUGGAGAACGAAAAGUUGUCGACUAUUUCACGAUCUCAUGAAGGACUCACUGUGAAGGACUCUUCGGACACCAUGUUCAGCAAGAGCCACUUCUGGCACCGAUGUCACUGCGCCCACUUCUGA